ACGCUCAGAUAUCUCGUAUAAUUCCUCAACACUUCACUUCUACUGGACUCCUAAGUUAUACUUCGGUACAGUACAGUAUAUUUUGAUAUCAUCUCAUCAUCAUCGUCAUCAUCACCAUGUCUACCACAACCACCAACCGCACCUUCUGGCAGGACAAAACCGGCGUCCCAGGCACCAUCCGCGAGACUGCCGUAUCACUAUCUGAUACCACCCUCUUCGAAGGCGAAAUCCUUGUCAAAGUGCACGCCUGGGGCCUCAAUCCCGUCGACGCGUACCUCCAGGACGUGCCCCUCCCGUUCGUAAAGUUCCCCCUCGUCCCCGGGACGGACGUCGCCGGGACCAUCGUGCGCGUGGGCUCCGGCCGCUUUCAAGUCGGCGACCGCGUGCUGGCCUACGCGCCGGGGAUCUCGUUCCCGGAACGACCGGAACGGGGCGCGUUCCAGGAAUACGUGGUCCUGGACUCCGCGCUGGCCGCCAGGGCCCCGGACUCGGUGUCUUUCGCCGAGGCCGCCGUGUUCCCGCUGUGUUUCGCCACCGCGGCCCACGCGCUGUUCGAUCCGGAAUUCCUCGCUCUCCCGCUGCCGCCUCCUCCCGGGUCUCGGUCCUUUUCGAGCGCAGGCAAGGGCGCGGAGACGGAGAAGCCGGUGCUCGUCGUGUGGGGCGGCGCCUCGGCCGUCGGGAGCAACGCGAUCCAGCUCGCGAGGGCGGCGGGGCUCGAGGUCGUCGCCACGUGCUCGCCGCGGAACUUCGCGUACGUGCGGAGCCUGGGCGCGGGGGCGGUGUUCGAUUACAACGGCGAGACGGCGGUCGACGACAUCGUGGCGGAGUUGGACGGCGGGGGGGAUGCGGGGAGGUGCGUGGUGGGCAUCUUCCAGGCCGCGGGCAUAACGGGCGAUGCCGUCGCGCCGUGCUGCCAGGUAUCCGCGCGGUUGCGCCGCCCGCGGCGGAAGCCGUUCGUCGCGUGCGCGAAUGCGAUUCCCGAGGGGGCGGUGCCGGAGGGGGUGGAGGCUAAGUUCGUGCUGGACUGGAAGGCGGGGAGGGGCAUGUACCACGACGUAACGUCUACGCUGUUUGCGGAGUUCCUGGAGGAGGCGCUUAGGUCCGGGACGUACAAGGUCGCGCCUAAGCCGGAGGUGGUGGGGACUAGGGGCCUGGAGGGGAUUCAAGAAGGGUUGGAUAUUGUGAGGAAGGGGGUGUCGGCGAAGAAGAUUGUUGUUUUGGCGGAGUAGGUAGGGUGUGAUUAGGGGGUUUGAUGUGGUUGAGGCUAUUAUUUGCCUGAUAGGGGGCAUCGUGUCUUAGCCACCAUCUAACGACCUUAAUGCAAUACAAGAUUUUUUUCAUACAAUUACGAUCUGGCUGAUGGUCCAGAAGCAGGUAUGCUAACUGAGAAAUGGUUCUUGUAAUAUCUAAUGUAGCUAAUUUCUAUUCCGCUCUCAUCGUGGUUAAAAAAGUUCUGCUUCCCGCUUUAGUCAUUCUUCGUCGGCACACAGUUUACUCAUGUCUUUUCAAUAAGCACCCCGAUAAUUUCCCUGCUCAAAAGCACCUAGUAAACCAUCGCUGUAUAUCUGGGCAAGGGUAAGAAUCCGCUCGCAUCAUACUCUUCAAGUCUUUGGUGUAGGUCUAGUCAUCAGC
Daldinia caldariorum is the source of this 1632-nucleotide messenger RNA. RefSeq names its product GroES-like protein. Gene Ontology annotation, molecular function: oxidoreductase activity, acting on NAD(P)H. The record is from RefSeq and is a predicted model, not a curated record. The transcript has a single exon. NCBI's taxonomy places the organism in Eukaryota, Fungi, Ascomycota, Sordariomycetes, Xylariales, Hypoxylaceae. Bases 117 to 1229 code for a protein of 370 amino acids.